Molecule: messenger RNA, 3191 nt
Organism: Microplitis mediator
Lineage: Eukaryota; Metazoa; Arthropoda; Insecta; Hymenoptera; Braconidae
Exons: 4
Coding region: 876-2474 (532 amino acids)
Source: RefSeq, a predicted model, not a curated record
GCGACGCCAAUCAAAACUUUUAAACUUUAAUAUAAUUUUUAAAAUUUAUCACAACAAGUCAACUUUCAAAUGAAAAAGUGAUCUCGUGAAAAAAUAAUUAAUAUAAAUUUAUUUUGUUAAUAAACAUAUAAAAAUGAGUGUCCAUUGUGGGAUAUUCCAAGUAUAAUAUUAAAUAUAAAGGGAAUAAUCUUAUCAGAAUAAACAUUUUUCUGUGACGUUUUAAUGCUUAUCAGCGAAAAUAAAAUAUGAAUUGAUACCUAGAUUUAAUUUUAUAAAUUAACGUGAAAGCGUGAGUCCGCGAUAAAACAAACUACCAAUGGAAAUAUAAGUUACAUAAUUUUUGAGUGUGCGCUCUUGCGAUUCAAAUAUUAAGAGUUUUGCGUGUUGAAAACUUUGAGGUUGCAUUUCAGAGUCUCCAAGCAACACUACGAAUACAAAUUAGUACAUAAAUAUUUUUCUCGCCGUUAAAUAAAUAACAAAGUCAGCACAGAUCGAAAAAGUUUUUAAUUUAUGAUGAAUAUAUUCAUGUCAAGAUGACUACUUAUUUUAUGAUAAAAAGAAGUUAAGUACAUGCCGAAUGAUAAAGAUUGACCUUUAUAAACAAAUGGAUUCACAAAUGAAAAUUACAGCAAGACGAAAAUCUGAGUCUCCUAGUCCUGGAUUUUUAAUUACGAGAUAAAAAUACUCAUUAAAUUUAUCAACAAUAAUAAUAAUUAUUAUUAUUGUUAUUAAAUAAAUAUAUAUAGAGUGAUAACGAAGAGAAAAAUAAUGAAGAAUAACAAAAAUAAAAAAAUGUAGAUAAUCCUUGAGUUGAAAAAUAAUAAAAAGUCUAGUAUAAAAAAAAAAAAUUGACGAAGAACGAGAAAAAGUGUAAAAUGGGAGCAGCGAGACUGGUUCUUGGUGGUGCAAUACUUGGUCUUUUUUGGGGUAGUAUACCGCAGACAAUUGGCUCGGAUACUCUAGAUGGAAUCUGUGAAUCAUCACCGUGUGCCUGCGAUCUUCACGGAAGACUCACCUGCGAUUGUGAAAAUAAACCGGAGGAUCUGUUCCUGAGAGCCGAGGGUGAGCAUCGUUUGAGUCAACACACCAGUCGAAUAGUAGUACAAAAUUGUCCUUCAGUGGUUCUGAUGAAUUCCAGCUUGGCUUUGAUGACCGGACUAAGAUCAAUCGAGUUCAUAAACAUCAACAACCUCACGCUCUACACAAAGUCAUUUGAACUGUCAUCAAAAACCUCACGUGCCAUAAUAUCGAUUCACACAGCCAACAUCCAAGUCCUUCCAAGUUUUGUUUUUCGGGGCGACAUUGAAUCAAUAAGCCUAGAAAACGUCAAUAUAACGACAGUAAGUGCGUUUGCGUUUGCAAAUUUCGCUGGGACCGAAACUCUGCGAUUGGAAGAAUGCACAAUAGGAACAAUGGAAGAACAGGCGUUCAAAAAAUUCGACGUUAAUUAUCUUCAUAUUAUUGGCGGCUCGUUUGGCGAUCAAGUACCGAGUCGCGCAAUGAAUGAUCUUGAAGUUUUUACGACAUUCCGCUUAGACGGCGUCAACAUGGGGAUCGUGCGGUCAUCAGCAUUUGUCAUAAAAAAACCAAAGACUGUCACCAUACAAAAUUGUGUUAUCGAUGGACUCGAAGGUGAAUCAUUCGACAUAAGUGCGCGCGGUCCUGUGCUGAUUAAAAAUAAUAAUUUUAACAACUUGGCCGCUGGUUCAUUUUUGGGAAUACGUACCGACAAUGACGAACGAUUGCCGCCAAUAGGAACAAAGUUACAAGAAAUAACUUUUACAAACAAUACUUUGAAUGAUUUUGAAGAAGGAUCAGUUUUGUUUGAUCGGUCAAGCUUUCGUCCAAUAAUUGAUAAUAUUUUAAUAAAUCGUACGUGUCAGUGUUCGUUAUUAACCGAAUGGAAAAACAAUAUUCUCAAUUACAGUAACGUUUACACGCGUUACUAUUCCGGUAACUCGGUUAUACAAACUAACAAUUAUUUAUUAGAACCCAUCGAAGAGGGGACAUUUUAUUGCUUAGACAAUAAUGGUGAAGUGACUAGUAUUAGUAGUAAUAAUAAUGCCGGUAGUAUUGUCAAUAGUGUCACUAAUUUUCGUGAUUACGAAUUGCGCAGAUGUACUAUCGGUAACUCAACAAUGCUACUGUUAGUUGUAAUAACUGUAUGUAUAUUUUUAUUGAUAGUAUCUAUAGUACUGAUAGUAUGGUGUUGCAAAAGACAUCGCGAGCAUGGACAGAAACGUUGGAUAAGUGUGCCAACAAGUGCACCGGAUGUUGUGUCAAAGAAAAAUGGUGUUAUUGGACGCAGUGGUGUCAAUAAUACUGGGGGUGGGGGAAGUGGGGGUGGAACAAAUUACAAUAGAACACCAGUUGACUCGAGGAUUACGAUGGUUGUGCCGGACGGUAGGCUCUAUCGUGAAACAGAAUUUCAUGUUAUAGUUGAAAAAGCCGAACCUCUUACUACUGAAUUGUAACGAGAGCCUUCGCGCGCCUCAGGCUCGAGAUCGAUUGAUAAUAUCGAUUAUCGUCUUGAUUGCAAGACGAAUAAUCAAUUCAGAUCUGGGGAGCGCGAGUGUCGGAUUUACAAAUUGUAAGAUUAUUUAUUUUUAAUUUUUAUAUAUAUGUAUUGAUAUAUAUAUAAAUAUGAAACAAUAUAUGUGAUGAUAAAUGAGUAUUUUUUUUGUGAGUAAAUAAAUAAAAAUUAAUAAGGUUUCGAUGUAUAUGGGUAUGAAAUUAUUCCUUGUGAAAAGACUAUUUAGAUAAGAUAUUUAAUAAUAUAUAUAUUAUAUAUACUUAUAUAUAUAAGGUCGUGAUGACCCAUUGAUAGAUUACUACAUUAUUGAGACUGUCAUGAUGUCAUGAACAAUAAAAAUAACUUUUACCCGUUAGUACAACCGACAUUCUUUGAUGCCUCUAAUACAUAUCAGAGGUUUAUUUAAAUAUAAUUUGAAAUAUCGUAAAUAUAUAAGUGUAAUUAUUUGAAUAAUAAUAAUAUUACUGUAAAUUAUGAAUUUAAAGAAUUAAAGUGUAGAUUUAAAAAGCAAUUAGACGUUCGUUAACGUCGUAUGUAAAGAAAAAAAUUUAUUUUAUUAUUUUAUUAUUUAAAUAUUUAUCGGAAAUAAAAAAAAUUUUCCAUGUGUAAAAUAUUUUAAAUUACAUUCCGAGUAAUUAUUUUUUUGUACCAAAAAUUU